Triplophysa dalaica is the source of this 2881-nucleotide messenger RNA. It is a transcript of the gene lifrb, whose product is annotated as LIF receptor subunit alpha b. Gene Ontology annotation, molecular function: protein binding; cytokine receptor activity. Lineage: Eukaryota; Metazoa; Chordata; Actinopteri; Cypriniformes; Nemacheilidae. Gene Ontology annotation, cellular component: external side of plasma membrane. Bases 171 to 2768 code for a protein of 865 amino acids. Gene Ontology annotation, biological process: cytokine-mediated signaling pathway. The record is from RefSeq and is a predicted model, not a curated record. The transcript has 18 exons.
AUCCUCCCACCAUCAGCCCUCAGUUUCCUGCUCUUUCACUCCGACAUGAGCUUCAGUCCACACGUCAACUUACUGAACUUCAACUACAGGGAUUUAUAUUUUCUACAAUUCUGGAGUUCGGGAAAGAGUUUAUUCAUUUGCCUUCUCGGUGUCCGCAGAUAUAAUUGCUGAUGGAGACAUUGGAAAUCCCUAACUGGCAUUAUAGCUCUGUCAUGCCAGUUUGGGUUUUGUGUGUUUUGCUUUUAUCUCUGAUUCAUCAAACAGAGCAGAAUGGGCAUCUACCUCCUGUUAAAAAUGUAACACUGCAUCCAGAAGAAAAUGACAAGGGUACAUGGGUGUUGAACGUUGCAUGGAGAGAUGAGUUUGUUGAAAAUGCCGAAUCUGAGAAAAGCAUUUAUGAUAUAGAAGUACUUCGCACUGAGCAAAUGAUGAGGGUUCACCAUGAGACAAUAUAUGUGAAGGCAGACCCAACAAUCCACCAUCACUGGAAAUGGACAUCGCCUCUACCAUUGCAGUGCACCUCCCAUUCCGUCAGAUUGAGACGCCGAGAUCAACAUCAGACUGGCAACUGGUCAGCAUUAUACACUUACAAAGGACAAGAUCUAAAUGCCUCAAGCGCAGCUGUCUAUCCACAAAACGAAUAUUUCCCGGUUGGGAGCAACAUCAGUUUUUGUUGCAUCUUGACGGCAGAGAAUGUUCCAUCGUUCAGUUCCUCUUUGUUUAAAAUUCGCAUCAGCAACAGGACCGUCAUCACAGAACCACUUCAAUUUCACAGCACAAUCAGACCAAGAAUCUUACAUUGUGAUGAUCAUAAUCGUGUAGGGACCACUGUUUUCAUAGGCUAUCCCCCUGAUGACCAGAAUCUCACGUGUGUCACACAAGAUCUCAGCUCUGUUCAAUGUUACUGGGACAGUGGUCGAGAAACUCAACUUCUGGGACGAAAAGGAGAGACUAAGUACACACUUAAUGGAAGUCUGUGUGUCCAACCUGAAAACAAUGAGACCAGUUGGACCCUGACUGCCCAAAAUCCACUUGGCGUGAAGAUAAUCAGUGAUACAGCAGACCCCCUACAUAGAGUGUGGUUGAAAAAACCUAAGAACAUAUUAUCCAAUGUUAAUGAAAGAAAUGCCACUCUUCAGUGGAGCUGGGACGAGCAAAAAUACAAUUCCUUUUCAAUGAUAUGUCAAGUGGAACUCAAUGGACACAUUUACAAUAAAACCUUCAUUGGAACGGGACUCAAAUCAUUUGUCGUUGAAGAUCUACAGCCUGUCACUGAUUACAGAGCUAAAGUGCAUUGUGGGUCUUCAGAGCACUUCUACAUGUGGAGUGAAUGGAGUGAAAUGACCCACUUCAGAACCAAAGAGGACAUUCCAGAACCAGUGGAUGUUUGGAUGCAAUAUUUAGGAGAAAGUACAUAUGUUAUAUGUAAGCAUUUAACAAAAAGUCAUGGGGUUCUUACGGGCUACGAAGUUACCAUCACUGACACUAAAAACAAGACAAGCAGCAACCACGUAGGACCGAAUACCAAAUGCUACAGUGUCAGCUCUGAAAAUGAAACAGGAAAUCAAAUGAUCUCAGUCUCAGCCAAAAACUCAGCUGGUCUGUCUCUGCCUGCCAGCAUCAUCAUCACACGCUAUCCUGGCAGUAGAGUCAAUAUAAGUCGUAUCAAUGGCAAUAACGGUGGCUUUGAUAUAGUUUGGUUGGAAAGCUCCAGUUCCACUUGUGGCUAUGUUGUUGACUGGGUUCCAACCUACAGUCACGAAAAAUGUGCUGUGCAAUGGAAGAGGAUCCCAGCUGGUCACUCAAACACAAGGAUUGAGUCAAAGUUUUUAAAGGAAGGAGUCAGAUAUAACGUUUCAGUCUACAGCUGCACUGCUGGUGCUCCACAGCUUCUGCAGCGAGGAGAGGGUUAUGCUGUAGAGAAAAAGCCAUUCGAAAAAGUUGGGAAUAUCAAAGGUCAGUCGAAUGGAAGAAAUCUUGUGCUCUCCUGGGAAACAUUGCCAUUAGACAAGCAUGGAGGCUUCCUGCUGGGUUACAAAGUUAAAAUUUUCUAUUAUGAUUCCAAUACAACUGAGGAACCAUCUGAAACAAAAAACACUACAGUUCAUUUGAAAUUAAAUCUUGGAUCCUACGCUAUCAAGGUUUCAGCAUUUACAUCUGCAGGGGAAGGUGAUAUUGCCACAUUCCACGGAAGAAUAGAGGAAGACAGUUUGUUUCUCGAAAUGAUUCUGGCCGCAGUUUUGGGUUCCAUCAUAGCAGCUUUUGCGCUUACCAUCAUUACAUUUGUUUGCUUCAAAUCGAGACAGCGGUUAAAGAAAAAGUUGUACCCAGAUAUACCUAAACCAAAACUUUCUGGGCAAUGGACUAAAAAGGGGAUUAUUUGCUCUGAGAUGACUGAAAAAGAUUUGAAUUGUGAAAUCCAUGAGGUUCACAGUAUAGAAUGUACUGCACUAGACGUCGAAGAUGGCACUCUCCUCAUCAGAUCUACUUCCAUAUUACUUCCAGCUAAUAGCCUCUACCAGACACUUUCGGAAUUCCCAGUUGUUUCGUCCUUUAGUCCUGUAACAUCUUUUAUCACCUUGGAUCCCAUUUCAUCACAGCCCUUCAUUCAAAAUCUUAUAUCAGCUAUUGAAAACCCAACAUAUAAUUUUAUCUCACAACAAUCAGUUCAUAUGUCCCUUUUAUCGGAACCCACACUGGAAAUGGACGAUUCUUACCUACCGACUCCUAACAAUGUUCAUAAUACUUUUCAGAACAAAGACUCUUAGGAUACCAAGACCCAUAUGUCCUACUCCUAAAUAGUGUGUUUGAAAAUAAUGUAAACUUGAUGUGUAUAUGAAAUUUGCCAGUAUAAACUUUGCUGUGAUUGUUUUGUAUAGUA